CAGCGUUACGCUGAAUUCUCCGGCGGUAGAGAUUGGAGGAAGACAGGAGAAAUUCGUCUCUAAGCUGUAAGCGUGUUCUGAAGACGAAGGGGAGCUCCCUAGUGCUACGGGGCUGUUUCAGGAAGUCAAUUAAUUUUGCACACGUAAUACUUAUUACCUUUUAAUAACUGGAACAGAAGAUGAACCCAACUAAUCCUUUCAGUGGGCAGCAGGCUAGUGCUUUUUCAGCGUCUUCUAGUAAUGUAGGAACACUUCCAUCUAAGUCGCCAUUUCGAUUUGGUCAACCUUCUCUUUUUGGACAAAACAGUACCUUAUCUGGGAAGAGCUCGGGAUUUUCACAGGUGUCCAGCUUUCCAGCGUCUUCCGGAGUAAGUCAUUCCUCUUCAGUGCAAACAUUAGGGUUCACCCAAUCCUCAAGUGUUGGACCCUUUUCUGGACUUGAGCACACUUCCACCUUUGUGGCUACCUCUGGGCCUUCAAGUUCAUCUGUGCUGGGAAACCCAGGAUUUAGUUUUAAAUCACCCACCAGUGUUGGGGCUUUCCCAAGCACUUCUGCUUUUGGACAAGAAGCUGGAGAAAUAGUGAACUCUGGUUUUGGGAAAACAGAAUUCAGCUUUAAACCUCUGGAAAAUGCAGUGUUCAAACCAAUACUGGGGGCUGAAUCUGAGCCAGAGAAAACCCAGAGCCAAAUUGCUUCUGGGUUUUUCACGUUUUCCCACCCAAUUAGUGCACCUGGAGGCCUGGCCCCAUUCUCUUUUCCUCAAGUAACAAGUAGUUCAGCUACCAAUUCAAAUUUUACCUUUUCAAAACCUGUUAGUAGUAAUAAUUCAUUAUCUGCCUUUACCCCUGCUUUGUCAAACCAAAAUGUAGAGGAAGAGAAGAGAGGACCUAAGUCAAUAUUUGGAAGUUCUAGUAAUAGCUUCAGUAGCUUCCCUGUAUCAUCUGCGGUUUUGGGCGAACCUUUCCAGGCUAGCAAAGCAGGUGUCAGGCAGGGGUGUGAAGAAGCUGUUUCCCAGGUGGAACCACUUCCCAGCCUAAUGAAAGGAAUGAAAAGGAAGGAGGAUCAGGAUCGCUCCCCAAGGAGACAUGGCCAUGAGACAGCAGAAGAUUUGGAUCCUCUGUCCCGGGGUGAUCAUCCUCCAGACAAACGACCUGUCCGCCUGAAUCGACCCCGGGGAGGUACUUUAUUUGGUCGGACGAUACAGGAUGUUUUCAAAAGCAAUAAGGAAGUAUGUCGUCUGGGCAACAAGGAGGCCAAAAAGGAAAUUGGCUUUGUUGAGUCUGGAGAAAGUGACCACAUGGCUAUCCCAGGAGGGAGUCAGUCUGUCCUGGCACCUUCCCGGAUUCCAGGUGUGAAUAAAGAGGAAGAAACUGAAAGUAGAGAGAAGAAAGAAGAUUCUCUAAGAGGAACUCCGGUGCGUCCGAGUAACAGAAGCGAGAGCACAGACAGUCUUGGGGGCUUGUGUCCCUCUGAAGUCACAGCCAUCCAGUGCAAGAACAUCCCCGACUACCUCAACGACAGGACCAUUCUGGAGAACCAUUUCGGCAAAAUUGCUAAAGUGCAGCGCGUCUUUACCAGGCGCAGCAAAAAGCUGGCAGUGGUACAUUUCUUUGAUCAUGCAUCUGCAGCCCUGGCUAGAAAGAAGGGGAAAAGUUUGCAUAAAGACAUGGCUAUCUUUUGGCACAGGAAGAAAAUAAGCCCCAAUAAGAAACCCUUUUCCCUGAAGGAGAAGAAACCAGGUGAUGGUGAAGUCAGCCCGAGCACAGAGGAUGCACCCUUUCAGCACUCUCCUCUUGGCAAGGCCGCAGGGAGGGCUGGUGCUAGCAGCCUCCUGAAUAAAAGCUCUCCAGUGAAGAAGCCAAGUCUUCUAAAGGCCCACCAAUUCGAGGGAGACUCUUUUGACUCAGCCUCCGACGGCUCUGAGGGCCUCGGGCCAUGUGUGCUGUCCCUCAGUACCCUGAUAGGCACCGUGGCUGAGACGUCCAAGGAGAAGUACCGCCUGCUUGACCAGAGAGACAGGAUCAUGCGGCAAGCUCGGGUGAAGAGAACCGAUCUGGACAAAGCGAGGACUUUUGUUGGGACCUGCCUGGAUAUGUGUCCUGAGAAGGAGAGGUACAUGCGGGAGACCCGUAGCCAGCUGAGUGUAUUCGAAGUGGUCCCAGGGACUGACCAGGUGGACCACGCAGCAGCCGUGAAAGAGUACAGUCGGUCCUCGGCGGAUCAGGAGGAGCCCCUGCCCCACGAGCUGCGGCCCUUGCCAGUGCUCAGCAGGACCAUGGACUACCUGGUGACCCAGAUCAUGGACCAGAAGGAGGGCAGCCUGCGCGACUGGUACGACUUCGUGUGGAACCGCACGCGUGGCAUACGGAAGGAUAUCACACAGCAGCACCUCUGCGACCCCCUGACGGUGUCCCUGAUUGAGAAGUGCACCCGGUUUCACAUCCACUGUGCCCACUUCAUGUGUGAGGAGCCCAUGUCCUCCUUUGAUGCCAAGAUCAAUAAUGAGAACAUGACCAAGUGCCUGCAGAGCCUGAAGGAGAUGUACCAGGACCUGAGAAACAAGGGCGUCUUCUGUGCCAGCGAAGCGGAGUUCCAGGGCUACAAUGUUCUGCUCAGUCUCAACAAGGGAGACAUCCUAAGAGAAGUACAACAGUUCCAUCCUGCUGUUAGAAACUCCUCCGAGGUGAAAUUUGCUGUUCAGGCUUUUGCUGCAUUGAACAGUAAUAAUUUUGUGAGAUUUUUCAAACUGGUCCAGUCAGCUUCUUACCUGAAUGCUUGUCUUUUACACUGUUACUUCAGUCAGAUCCGCAAGGAUGCUCUCCGGGCGCUCAACUUCGCGUACACGGUGAGCACACAGCGAGCCACCGUCUUUCCCCUGGAUGGCGUGGUGCGCAUGCUGCUGUUCAGAGACUGCGAAGAGGCGACCGACUUCCUCACCUGCCACGGCCUCACCGUUUCCGACGGCUGUGUGGAGCUGAACCGGGCCGCAUUCCUGGAACCAGAGGGAUUAUCCAAGACCAGGAAGUCGGUGUUUAUUACCAGGAAGCUGACGGUGUCGGUUGGUGAAAUUGUGAACGGAGGGCCAUUGCCCCCCGUUCCUUGUCACACCCCUGUGUGCAGCUUCAACUCCCAGAACAAGUACAUCGGGGAGAGUCUGGCCUCGGAGCUGCCCGUCGGCACCCAGAGACCCGGCUUGGACACAGUGGGUGGAGGGAGAGGAGAGGAGUGUGGUGUAGAGCCGGACACACCCCUGCCCGGUCUCCCACAGUCUCUACCAGCCCUUGCACCCUCGCCAGUGCCUCUGCCUCCUGUCCUGGCACUGACCCCGUCUGCAGCACCCAGCCUCUUCCAGCUCUCCGUGCAGCCUGAGCCGCCACCUCCAGAGCCUGUGCCCAUGUACUCUGACGAGGACCUGGCGCAGGUGGUGGACGAGCUCAUCCAGGAGGCUCUGCAGAGGGACUGUGAGGAAGUCGGCUCUGCAGGCGCUGCCUACGCAGCUGCUGCCCUGGGUGUUUCUAAUGCUGCUGUGGAGGAUUUGUUAACAGCUGCAACCACGGGCAUUUUGAGGCACAUUGCAGCUGAAGAAGUGUCUAAGGAAAGGGAGCGAAGGGAGCAGGAGAGGCAGCGGGCUGAAGAAGAAAGGUUAAAACAAGAGAGAGAGCUGGUGUUAAGUGAGCUGAGCCAGGGCCUGGCCGUGGAGCUGAUGGAACACGUGAUGAUGGAGUUUGUGAGGGAAACCUGCUCCCAGGAGUUGAAGAAUGCAUUAGAGACAGACCAGAGGGUCCGUGUGGCCCGUUGCUGUGAGGACGUCAGUGCCCAUCUAGUGGACUUGUUUCUCGUGGAGGAAAUCUUCCAGGCUGCAAAGGAGACCCUCCAGGAGCUUCAAUGCUUCUGCAAGUAUCUACAGCGGUGGAGGGAAGCUGUCGCAGCCCGCAAGAAACUGAGGCGCCAGAUGCGGGCUUUCCCUGCUGCGCCCUGCUGCGUGGACGUGAGCGACCGGCUGAGGGCGCUGGCACCCAGUGCAGAGUGCCCCAUUGCUGAGGAGAACCUGGCCAGGGGCCUCCUGGACCUGGGCCACGCAGGGAGAUUGGGCAUCUCCUGCACCAGGUUGAGGCGGCUCAGAAACAAGACGGCUCACCAGAUGAAGGUUCAGCACUUCUACCAGCAGCUGCUGAGUGAUGUGGCGUGGGCGUCUCUGGACCUGCCGUCCCUUGUGGCUGAGCACCUCCCUGGGAGGCAGGAGCAUGUGUUUUGGAAGCUGGUGCUGGUGCUGCCGGAUGGAGAGGAGCAGUCCCCAGAGAGUCGUGGCAGAAUUCUAGCAAAUUGGUUAAAAGUCAAGUUCAUGGGAGAUGAAGGCUCAGUGGAUGACACAUCCAGCGAUGCUGGUGGGAUUCAGACGCUUUCGCUUUUCAACUCGCUUAGCAGCAAAGGGGAUCAGAUGAUUUCUGUUAACGUGUGUAUAAAGGUGGCCCAUGGCGCCCUCAGUGAUGGUGCCAUCGAUGCUGUGGAGACACAGAAGGACCUCCUGGGAGCCAGUGGGCUCAUGCUGCUGCUUCCCCCCAAAAUGAAGAGUGAGGACGUGGCAGAGGAGGACGUGUACUGGCUGUCGGCCUUACUGCAGCUCAAGCAGCUCCUGCAGGCCAAGCCCUUCCAGCCUGCACUUCCUCUGGUGGUUCUUGUGCCUAGCCCAGGAGGGGACGCCGUUGAGAAGGAAGUGGAAGAUGGUUUGUGAAGGAAGUCUCGUUUAUGAAGCAGCAUUGUUUAAAAAUGGACAGCAACCCCUGUGUGUGAACUCUUCAACCAGGUCUCUUCUGACUGUCUUUGUUCUCAGGUUUUGCAAGCGGUGCAGUGGCUGGUUUCCCACUGCCCCCAUUCCCUUGACCUUUGCUGCCAGACCCUCAUUCAGUACGUCGAAGAUGGGAUUGGCCAUGAGUUUAGUGGCCGCUUUUUCCAUGACAGAAGAGAGAGGCAUCUGGGCGGUCUCACUUCUCAGGAGCCUGGCGCCAUCAUUGAGCUGUUUAACAGUGUGCUGCAGUUCCUGGCUUCCGUGGUGUCGUCCGAACAGCUGUGUGAUCUGUCUUGGCCUGUCACUGAGUUUGCUGAGGCAGGGGGCAGCCGGCUGCUUCCUCACCUGCACUGGAAUGCCCCAGAGCACCUGGCGUGGCUGAAGCAGGCUGUGCUUGGGUUCCAGCUUCCGCAGAUGGACCUUCCUCCCCUGGAGGCCCCCUGGCUCCCCGUGUGCUCCAUGGUUGUCCAGUACGCCUCCCAGAUCCCCAGCUCACGCCAGACACAGCCUGUCCUCCAGUCCCAGGUGGAGAACCUGCUCCGCAGAACCUACUGUAGGUGGAAGAGCAAGAGCCCCUCCCCAGUCCAUGGGGCAGGCCCCUCGGUCAUGGAGAUCCCAUGGGAUGACCUCAUCGCCUUGUGUAUCAACCACAAGCUGAGAGACUGGACGCCCCCCCGGCUUCCUGUUACGUCAGAGGCACUGAGUGAAGAUGGUCAGAUAUGUGUGUAUUUUUUUAAAAACGAUUUGAAAAAAUAUGAUGUUCCUUUGUCGUGGGAACAAGCCAGAUUGCAGACGCAGAAGGAGCUACAGCUGAGAGAGGGACGUUUGGGAAUAAAGCCUUUUCAUCCUUCUGCAAACAAUUUUCCCAUACCAUUGCUUCACAUGCACCGUAACUGGAAGGGGAGCACAGAGUGUGGCCGAGAGGGGAGGAUUCCCCGCACAGAGGAUCUGAUGCGAGGAGCUUCUGCUGAGGAGCUCUUGGCGCAGUGUUUGUCGAGCAGUCUGCUGCUGGAGAAAGAGGAGAGCAAGAGGUUUGAAGAUCAGCUUCAGCAAUGGUUGUCUGAAGACUCAGGAGCAUUUACGGAUUUAACUUCCCUUCCCCUGUAUCUUCCUCAGACUCUAGUGUCUCUUUCUCACGCUAUUGAACCUGUGAUGAAAACAUCUGUAACUACUAGCCCACAGAGUGACAGGACGAGGCAGCAAUUGCAGCUAUCAGAGGCAACAGGAACGUGUCUAACCGAACGGCUAAAGCACCUGGAAAGGCUGAUCCGGAGUUCAAGGGAAGAGGAAGUUGCCUCUGAGCUCCAUCUCUCUGCGCUGCUAGAUAUGGUGGACAUUUGAGCAGCUGACCUGUGGGGAGGCGGUCUCUCCCAAAGAGUUUCUGUUUUUACUCAAAAUAAUGUUAUUCUCAGAUGCUUGAUGCACUGUUGGAAAUGUAAUUAUUAAUCAUGCAAAUAAACCAUUUAAGUGUCAAA
Molecule: messenger RNA, 6262 nt
Organism: Mandrillus leucophaeus (drill)
Lineage: Eukaryota; Metazoa; Chordata; Mammalia; Primates; Cercopithecidae
Gene: MCM3AP
Product: minichromosome maintenance complex component 3 associated protein
Exons: 29
Biological process (GO): mRNA export from nucleus
Cellular component (GO): cytoplasm; nucleus; transcription export complex 2
Molecular function (GO): nucleic acid binding
Source: RefSeq, a predicted model, not a curated record